Messenger RNA from Ostertagia ostertagi, 1671 nucleotides. Lineage: Eukaryota; Metazoa; Nematoda; Chromadorea; Rhabditida; Trichostrongylidae. The record is from the annotation of a GenBank genome assembly.
AUGGACAACCCAAGCGCAUGCAUAAAUGCGCUACAAGUGAUCUCCGAAUUUCACCGUAAUUUGCCUAGAGAAUUUGGUACUCGAGUGAAGACUCUCAUUGCUGAGUUUGUCGUUCCCGGGCUCAUUCUGAGUCCUCUAUCGGAAGAAGUAGAAGAUUCUCCAGCAGACGACCUGCAGGUCCCAUUGGAGGAGCAACCAGUGUCUAGGUUCUGUCUCCCAAAGGUAUACGGUAUGAAAUUACUGGCUCGGUAUCUGUUCACGUGUAGUGGUGAAGUUGAAGAUGAUCCGUUGGCUUUGAAAACAUUUAAAAUGUUUGGGGCAUUCAUUCAAGCUGCUGGUGAUUUGCAUGAUAAAGACAAAAAUAUUUCGAAAGUCGAAAAGGCUUGGCUACGUGCUGUCGCUGGAGCCUCGCUGCUGAAGUUGUGCUAUAUCCAAAAAUAUUCGCAGAUGAUUGAUGUCGAGAUGUUCACUACUCUUGCUAGCCUAAUCAUUGAUAGCGCCGACUGUGUUCGCUCCUAUUUCGUUAAACGUUUGAACAAAGGAAUAAUGAGGAACAGGCUCACUGUUGAAUACUUGGCACUCUUCUCGCUGGUUGAUUUAUUAACCAUUACUACCGAUGAGGAGGAAUCGACCGUCAAGUCGUAUCGUGAACAGUGCCGCGCAUUUCUCACUUCGGCCGUGAACAGGAGACGACGCCUCAUUCAAUCUGCAGGAUUCUCCCCUAUGUAUCUACCAUACCAUCAACCGGAAUAUGCUAUCGCGUACUCUAUAUGGCUUCUCGCCCAGCAGCCAAUGCUUACUGGUCAUACAGAUUUGAGAAAUCUGGCCAUUUUGCAAGAAUGUUUAUGGUUCGUAAUGGAACCAUUCAUGUCCAAAAAGGAGAGCACAGAUUUCGAAUUCAUCUAUCGAAUGUUGCAAGACGUGAAAGAAUCAAAUGAUGCACACCAUGAGAAGAGACGCAAAAAUGGCGAGAUAGGUCAGGCUGAGGUCGUUGGACAAAGCAAGAAGAUGUGGGCAUUGGCCGAUUUGGGCAUGCUGAUGUUGACCUAUAGAGGAAAGGUCACUAUACGACAUGAACCACGCAAGCCACUUUUGUCUAGCCGAUUUUUCGUUCGCGACAAAAAUUCCGAACAUGCGGGAACGGUUUGUGCUCCUCAUGAAUUGAUCGAGGAUGAGAAGGAGAGAAAUGGUAAACCGCCUACAGAGUUGAAACGACGUUUGCUUAACACAACCAAUGUCACGUUGUCAAAAACGAAGGCCGGCUCCAAGAAAACAAAGAAACUUCACAGUCCUCGUGUAAACGCCAGCAAAGCUCGAAAUCGCGGCGAUUCCGUUUCUUCACCGAAAAGCAUUGCAAGCCCUGUGACAACACGAAAGAAAAACGCAGACGCUGAAAAAGACGCGCAUCGUGAAGCCAUUUCAUCACCGGAUAGUAGUGUUCAUAGUCCAACUACUACUAAUCGCAAAAGGAACCUCCACGAUGAGAAGGAUAAGGAUCACGGGGACGCUGUCUCUUCUCCAAAGAGCAAGAGCGAUGCUGGCCUUACUCGCAGCAGGAGAGAUCGAAAGACUGCGAAAGAUGAACAAGAGAACAUGGUAGUGCAAGAGAAAUCGCGGCAACGGAACAAGAAAACGGUUUCAUCGCCAGGACCUUCACCACCCAGUUCCCGU